UAUUUCCUCGCGAUCCCAGGUUCUGCAGCAUACAUCGACCUCUCUGAGCGAUGAUGAAGAGGAGCUCGGCGUGGGCAACGAAACCGUAUCGUUGCCCAGUUUUAUUGCUGCAUUCCUGAAGGGGGUCGUUGACCGACUUCAGGUUCAGGUUGACGAUAUAUCCAGGAAAAGCCGGACUUAAUAACGGGGUUGUUAAGUAUACGUCAGAUCAGCAUGGGUGCAGUGUCCACCCACUCCGAACCAGUUGAAGCCUCAUUAUCUGACGGGAAACGAUUAGUUUCCCUGUCAGAUAUCCAUCUCGCUUUAGUAUCCGAGCCGAUAGUCUUCUCAAAUUACUCUCGUUUUGCUGCCCCUGCCUCCCCGUCCACUCCGGUACAACCGAAGUCCAGCCAGCCUCCAAGUAGGGUCCCGUCGCCUUCGCCCGAAACCUCGUCAGAAUCAAGUUUGGCUCUAGCCAUGACAAGAUCGACUAUUCUCGAGCCACCACAGGAUCUUGCUCUUCCAGGAAUAGGAGAGCGAGAUACGCCCGAGAUCGAAGGAUCCGUUUACACGUAUGACGGUCGAUUCUCGGAUGCUGAUACAGAGGAGAACAGGAGCUAUAGCUCUCUUGAUAAUUCUCGGCAGUUUGAAGAUGAAGAGCUACUGGACAACCCUGCUUACCUUGAUUCAGCUAUCAAUUUUCAAUUUCAUGAUGAUCCUGAGCGACUAGAUGCUCUACAACACGCAGGCAAUCAGCUUCUUCCGAGAAAGAGGGAUACCCCUCGUCCUCAAAGUCCAGACUCGCAUAUAACUGAAUCGGCAGACCCCAACAAUCAUCUCCAGAAAGCCUUAGUACCCGUCAACGACCGCCAGGAUCUGGAAGUCGCCAGUUUUCCAAGUCACCAGCGUUCUUUGGAAGUAACUGGAAGCAUGCCCGAAUCCAUGUCAUCCGUAUUAAUAUAUAAUCAACAAUUGCCUCUUGUCUGUGCAACGCCUUCCGAACCCGAUAGCUUAAGCUCAGCUUCUGAAUCCUUCAAGGGUGGUGAUCUCUCGGAAUCGAAACUGUUCUCCAAUGAGGAAGCACAAAGCUUGUAUAUGAGCGCUAUUAGUCAAGGUUCGGUAUCGGCGAGUUUCGUGCCUAACAUGCCUGGUGCUUGGGACUCGCCGGAGUAUCCUACGCCCGUGAGGGAUAUAGAAGUCCAUGAAACCUCUACGGCUAUGGUGCAGACGGAUAACGAGCAAGAUAAAGUAAUUACAACACCUAAGCUUACAGCCCAGGAGGGGAUAUCUUUGUCACAGGCGCGCUCCGUGCACAACCUCCAAGAGGCACGGUCUGAAACGACUGAUAAAGAAUCUAUUCACACAUUGCCGGGAUUUAACAGACUCGCAGAGGUAGCGAAGAGGUUCGUCAGUGUGGAUAAAAUUUUGAUAUGGAUACCUUCCAUAAGUCAUGAAGGAAAGCCGCCGGGAAAUUCACCAUCGGCACCACACGAGGGUUUUCCAAGUGAUAGCGUUGAUGAUUCAACUGCAAACUUGCAGCGCUCAGUGGUUGAUGAUGAUCUGCUGGCGUCCAGAUUUCACAACGCUUCGGGUAUCCGUAAUGAUUCUAAUGAUCCAUCCUUUCCACCUGAAGGUGAUAACCCUCGAGGUUCGCAUUAUCCGGCGGAAGCUGAGCAUGAUGCUGGUUCCCGUAGCGAACAUGGUGAGAUCGCUGUCGAGAUGCUGUCUGGGGAAGUGCAAUUUGAUAUUGCUAUAGGCUGGCUUGUUACCAAGAUUAGCCAAAGAAUUGUCCACGCUUUUGACCAGGGCAAUGGUGAGACUCUAAAGCAACGCCAUUCGGAAAGUGAUGAACAAACACAAAAGCCUUUCAGCCUAUCACUCAACAGGUUUUCUAUCAAGUUUGUUGAGCAUGUCCCAGGUUAUGCAAACCCUUUUGGGGAGUCUCGACUGCGGUCCCCAACAUUCUUCAGCUUAAUGCACGAGGACAUCAUUUUGCAAACUACAGCAUCUGGCUUGAAGGCUCACUGUUCAGCAACGAAUGACAAAACCAAGCUUCGCUUAAGUAUAGCCAAAUUUGCUCUCGGGUUUGCCUCAGAAGACCUUAUAUCAUUCAAUGAGGAUUUGAAGAUGAGGGAAUCCACGAGGGAUGUUUUAUCACCCAUGCACGGAGAUAUCUCGGUUUCUCUGGUAAAGUCAUUGGACUCUGCGAGAGUUGACAUUACUACGCUGCCACUCCAUCUCAAUCUCAACAUACAGCGUUUGGAGGAGGUUGUAGGGUGGUUCGGCGGUUUAAGUACAAUUCUAGAGCUUGGGAGUUCCAUAUCAUCUGCCUCAGGUGUGAAAACACCAAAGAAAGACCUACCGAAGCGGCCACGUGGUGUACAUUUCGAAGCAUCACCUUCUCCUGGAAAACUUCCUCAGAGUGCCUCUGCACCCUGGAAAGUGAAUGCACGGGUCGGCGGGAUUGCACUCAAUGUUGUUGGGGAAUCUCAUUACCUCAAGCUGAGAACAACUGCGGUUAAAAUUGUCAGUAGAUUUGAAGGCGUGGGUGUCCAGAUUGAUAAAGCGAAGCUUAGUGGGCCCUUACCUCUUGAUGAGUCCAAAGAUGCGCCCGCUAAAAUCAAUCUGAGCAACAUACGAGUUGAGUACCUCUACGCGCCGAAAGAGGUCGAUUUGGACCGGCUGCUCUCGUUGAUCACGCCAUCUAAAGAUAAAUAUGAUGAAGAUGAUGAUAUCAUGCUGGAUACGCUCUUCCGACAGCGGCGACAAGGCUCUGUGCUACGGACUACAAUCGCCGGGGCAAAGAUCGUGGUUUCGCGUACUGCUGACUUUGACUCACUGCCACAGCUCGGGGACGAAUUAAGUAGGCUAUCGAAUGUUGCAAAGUACUUACCUGAAGACGACCGGCCUGGUAUCUUGACACUCAAUCUAAUCCGGGACUUUGAAGUACAAGUACAUGUCGGAAGUAAAGUUGGAGACAUAACGGCACGCCUCAAGAAUGCUGAGGCAGCGUACAUUAGCAUCCCUUCGCUUGUCGCUAUUCAGGUUGGGUCGGCUAUGGUGGUUAGAAACGGAACCGAGGAGCUCUUAGGGGAAGCGCUUCCGUUGAAUGUCGAGCAAAGCUCUGGUCAAACUCCGCACCCCGUACUCAUGGCCCGUUUGAUCGCCGACGAAAUGGAACCCACCAUCAAGGUCAAAAUUUAUAACCUGCGCGCAGAGUACGCAGUGCCAGCAAUUGUUGCAUUUCUCGGUCUCAAUGAUAAUUCGACAACUAGUGAUCUUGCUUCCAACAUGGCACGGUCUCUCGGUAAUCUAGCGGAGCUACAGCCUUCAAAGAACUCCCAAACGACAACGAAGUCGGGGAGUUCCAAGGCACCUGCACGGCCUACUAGGUUAGCAUUGGCUCUGCGAGACUGCGUCAUCGGACUCAACCCUCGUGGCUCGGAGGCAAAGGGCCUUGUUGUACUCACAAACGCCAAUUUCUCGGGUGUUAUGGGCGAAGAAGCGUCCUCCGAAGCUACAUUGGAUCUUCGCAAAGCAUCAAUUAUGAUCAUUGACGACGUGCAAAAUGUGGGAAACAUAGAUAACCUGCAUCGAAGAAAUUCGUCCGCUCCAACGAGUAGCCAAGUCCAAUCCUUCAUCGAUAUGGGCUUUGUACCCAUUUCAUCGAUAUCAUCAGCAACGGCCACUGUAAAAUUAACGCGCUCAAGCGAGGACGGGGCACAGUCGCUAGAUGUGGAACUUAGAGACGACUUGUUGAUUCUUGAAACAUGUGCCGAUUCAACACAAACUCUCAUAAGCAUAGUGAACGGACUACAGCCUCCUACUCCUCCUAGCGUGACCAAGAAGUAUCGGACCGAAAUUCUUCCACUUCAAGACAUGUUAGCAUCGUUUUCCGGCGAUGCCUAUGCUCUAGAUUCAAGCUCGGGCCAUGAAGGGACCCCUAAGGUAACUGGCGGUUCUUCGCAAACAUUUCAGGAUAAUGAAGGCCAUAUCGAGGAUGAGAUUGAGUACGUCAGUAACUUUUACCCCGCGAAGCCAACAUCUGGAGCCGGAUCUUUCCACGAAGCUAUGAUGGCCUCUGGAUCAAACGAGCUUCUGGACAGUUUCCACUCUCAGUACUAUGUAUCAUCUAGCGUCUCCGACCUCGAGUUCCAUGAUGAUCAUUUUGCAAAGCAGUCAGACGUUGGGGGUACAGCACAUAGGUGGGAUUCUGCUGAAAAUACUUAUGGCCUCUCCGAUGACACGAAGCUCCAGAAGAGCCCUCUGCGAGUCAGGAUUCGGGAUGCUCAUGUCAUCUGGAACCUCUUCGACGGAUAUGACUGGCAGCGGACAAGAGAUACAAUAUCAAAGGCAGUCAAGGACGUAGAGAGAAAGGCUACAGACAGACGUGCUAGAGCCAGUCGAGCCUCUCCAAGUUUCGAUGAAGAUGAGGAGUCUGUCAUCGGCGAUUGCCUGUUCAACUCGAUAUAUAUAGGCAUUCCCGCCAACAAAGAUCCCCGAGAGCUCCGCAGCGAUAUCAACCGUAAUAUUGAUGAUCUUGUCAGUGAAACCGGCAGCUAUGCGACCACAACCACAGUCACAGGAACUACGGCACGGCAAAGCCAGCCACCGUCUUUCAGGAAGAGACUACGGCUGGCUAGAAGCAAAUAUCAUAAGAUGACUUUCGAACUCAAGGGUAUAUGCGCCGAUCUUGUCGUCUUCCCGCCAGACUCCGGGGAGACGCAAAGCUCCUUAGAUGUUCGAAUCAGUGACUUAGAGAUAUUUGACCAUGUGCCCACAUCAACCUGGAAAAAAUUUGCCACCUACAUGCAUGAAGUGGGUGAAAAAGAAAGCGGAACCAGCAUGCUGCACUUAGAGAUCUUGACCGUCAGGCCUGUUCCUGAGCUUGCUGCAUCCGAGAUUGUCUUGAAGGCCACUAUACUUCCCCUAAGGCUCCAUGUUGAUCAAGAUGCACUUGACUUCUUGUGCCGUUUCUUCGAAUUUCGGGAUGACUCCGCGCCUGCUCCUAGUACCCCAGAAGACAUCCCAUUCCUACAGAGAGUUGAAAUCAAUGCGGUCCCAGUCAAACUUGACUUCAAACCUAAGCGGGUCGAUUAUACCGGCCUUAGAUCUGGACGCACAACUGAGUUCAUGAAUUUCUUUGUCCUAGAUGGGGCAGAUAUGGUCAUGCGCCAUGUCAUCAUCUAUGGAGUAUCUGGAUUUGACAAGCUUGGCCAGACCCUUAAUGAUAUAUGGAUGCCAGAUAUCAAGAGUAAUCAACUGCCAGGGGUUCUCGCUGGUCUCGCUCCGAUCAGGUCCCUAGUCAAUGUGGGAGGAGGAGUCAAGGAUCUUGUGGUAGUCCCCAUGCGCGAGUAUCGCAAGGAUGGUCGCAUCGUGCGGAGUAUCCAGAAGGGGGCGCUUGCCUUUGCCAAGACUACCUCUAAUGAGCUCGUGAAGCUCGGCGCCAAACUCGCCAUUGGCACCCAAACGGUCCUGCAGGGCGCAGAAGAUCUGUUGACAUCUCCCAAUGCACAGUUAGGUGGCGCGGAGGACGAUCUGGUCGACGAGGAAGAGGCUAAAAGGAUCUCUCUUUAUGCGGAUCAGCCAGUUGGGGUCGUCCAAGGCCUCCGGGGAGCAUUCAGGGGAUUGGAACGUGAUUUGCUCCUGACCCGAGAUGCCAUCGUUGCUGUCCCUGGAGAAGUUGUGGAGAGUGGAAGUGCCAAGGCAGCUGCAAAAGCUGUCUGGAAACGUGCCCCGACAGUUAUUCUUCGUCCUGCAAUCGGAGUGUCGAAGGCCGUAGGACAAACGCUUUUGGGAGCCGGUAAUACCCUGGAUCCUAGCAACAGGCGGAAAAUGGAAGAUAAAUAUAAACGCCACUAGAGAUUUUGCUCGACAUCUUGCUCACCACUUAUCCCCGCGGGGUC
This is a messenger RNA of Aspergillus alliaceus, 5885 nucleotides long. RefSeq names its product putative autophagy regulatory protein Atg2 (gene atg2). The transcript has 4 exons. Bases 214 to 5841 code for a protein of 1875 amino acids. Lineage: Eukaryota; Fungi; Ascomycota; Eurotiomycetes; Eurotiales; Aspergillaceae. The record is from RefSeq and is a predicted model, not a curated record. Gene Ontology annotation, biological process: piecemeal microautophagy of the nucleus; autophagosome assembly; autophagy of mitochondrion. Gene Ontology annotation, molecular function: phosphatidylinositol-3-phosphate binding. Gene Ontology annotation, cellular component: extrinsic component of membrane; phagophore assembly site.